GUGUUUUCCUCUCUACCCAGAAUCCAAGUUACUUGCUUUGUUAACCAUUGAACACUUCCUUAACCUAAUAAAAUGAGUAAAAACAACAUAAAGCUUCUUCACUAUGUAUGAUUAAUCAUCUAACGAACAAGGGGGGUUUCAUCUCGUUUCUCAGGCAGCAGCCAGGAGGUUGAAUAUAGAUCUGGAAAUAUUCAUCAAUCAUCAUCGAAGGUCGGUCAUGGAUAAAGAUGACCCCAAGAAGUUGCGUCCCACAGUUGGGUCCCUUACCAUCCCUCAAUUUAUCCUCCAAUGGUGUACUGACCAUAGAUUUGGGCACAGUUUAGGGGUAAAUAUAAUUUCUAGCCUCCCAUUUUACCACUUGAGAGAAGUCCUACCUAUCCUGAUCAACCAAGGGGAUGUAUAUCUCGUUGAACUGGCAAGACUUGUUCUAGAAUCCCAUAAAUCUCAAUUUUAUACAUUGGCAUUUAAUGCUAAUGAUAGGCCAAGAGGUCGUGACAUCUUAGAGUUGAGGGCAGAUCAUAGGGUCCAACUUAGUACUGGUUUGUUUCCUGAAACCUUGAAUUUGAAUUCUGUCGUUGGAACAUGUGCCGGAGUGACUUGUAUCCAUUCCAUUGUCUUCCCAGAAGCAGGGAGACUAUACUUCUACAAUCCAACUACAAAUGAAUGCCUCCGCUAUAAUCAAGUUCUCAACCUGACACCAAUGGAUCCGAUGUUUCUUCCUUUCUUUAGAAUACCUUUAGGGUUCGGAUAUAGUGCGAGGGGGAGACAAUUCAAAGUAUUUAGACUUGAUGCCAAUUUGAAUGAUGAAGAGGAAUGUAAUGCAUGGACAAUGGUUUUGACAGUUGGAACUAAUCAGUGGACUAGACAAAUAAUGCCCCCUUCUGUUAAGAGGUAUUUCUUUGGAGUUCAAGCCACUCACAGCAUCUUUCUUAAUGGGAAUCUUCACUGGUUAGGUACUAACUUUAGUCAUACAAAGACAAGAGUGAUUGUCUUCAACUUGGACCUAGAGAGGUAUAAAAUUGUGAAAGCUCCUUUGUUUUCUAAUCGCAUGUUCAGAGAUCUAGCUCUAACGACUAUAGAUGGAUACUUAUCCAUCAUAAGUUAUGACCGUCAUACAAAUCUGAAUGUAUGGCGGAUGACAAGAUAUGGAGACCCUUCAUCAUGGGAAUUCAGUUUCACUGUGCCCAUGUUUUCUCGUGUACAAGACCCCUUAUUUUAUAGUGCACGAAGUGGAAUCUUUGGUGGAGGGUUUCCAAGGACAAUGCUAUUUCGUUUUCAGAGACGAUGGUGGUUAUAUAGCUCAGCAAAUCAACAAAAUCGUGCUCGAAGGUUGAUGUGGCGCAACCUUGAUGAUACUAUUGGUGAUGGUGUUGUGACGAUGACUGGAUUUCAUCCUUCUUUGGUGUCACUUCACCAUAUUAUAAUAUCUCCUAUGCAUGCAAUAGCCGCGAGAACUUUAGGAGUACCAAACGAAAUUGAGGAUCAUCUGUUUGAAGGUAGCCUCCAAGAUGGAGGCGAAGAAGAUGGAAGAGAAGAGCCUGAACUGGUUCUUCAAGACGUGGAACACAAUGAUGAUGUGGUCGAAGUUGGAGAAGGCUAUGGGGAUGAAGAUGAGGACGACGCAGAGGAUGAAGAUGAAGAUGAGGAUGACGAAGAGAAUGAAGAUGAGGACGACGAAGAGGAUGAAGAUGAAGAUGAGGAUGACGAAGAGAAUGAAGAUGAGGAUGAGGAAGAGGAUGAAGAUGGAGAGGACGAAAAUGGAAACAACUUAGAUUAGUGUUCAUUGGUCCGAGAAGUACAUGUGGAUUUUGUUAUCAAGGAAAUUUUAGUUUUUAAGUGUGCAUCCAUAGCCCAAUCAAUCAUCAGAGUAUUUUGCAAAAAGUUGAAGGAACUUAGAUCUUCAAAGUAAAUUAGUCAAACUAGCAAAAAUCGGAAAUUAUGAGUGUUUUUGAUCCCUGUGAUUAGGGCUAGAGGGAUAUCGAGAGUGAUUUUGUAAUAUGCUUAUAGCAACGUUUAUUCACAUGUAUAUUGUUUACAUGAAGAUUGG
Molecule: messenger RNA, 2047 nt
Organism: Oldenlandia corymbosa var. corymbosa
Lineage: Eukaryota; Viridiplantae; Streptophyta; Magnoliopsida; Gentianales; Rubiaceae
Source: the annotation of a GenBank genome assembly